CGUGUGCCCACUUGGAGGUAUCUAUAUCAUGGCAAUUUUAGCAAUCUCAGCCCAACUCCAUGACUUGGAGCAUACCACGGGGCUGAGGUACCUCUUGUUUUUGGAAAUUAUGAUAUAUCCACGACAAUCCCCGAGGAAAUUGAAGCCAGCCGAUACAUGCAAGGUAAUCCCUUCCCAGAUGACUGGAGCCUGGGUUGCAUUUGCCAACAACCCUCGUACAGGACUGAUCACAUAUGGAUGGCCAAGGUUCAGCUUCGAUGGUAGAUGUCCUCUUUCCAUAUUUAAUUCCCGAAGCUGA
Messenger RNA from Penicillium robsamsonii, 298 nucleotides. RefSeq names its product Carboxylesterase type B. Lineage: Eukaryota; Fungi; Ascomycota; Eurotiomycetes; Eurotiales; Aspergillaceae. The record is from RefSeq and is a predicted model, not a curated record. Bases 29 to 298 code for a protein of 89 amino acids. The transcript has 3 exons.